Physella acuta is the source of this 2283-nucleotide messenger RNA. RefSeq names its product arrestin domain-containing protein 3. The record is from RefSeq and is a predicted model, not a curated record. NCBI's taxonomy places the organism in Eukaryota, Metazoa, Mollusca, Gastropoda, Physidae. Gene Ontology annotation, biological process: protein transport. Gene Ontology annotation, cellular component: cytoplasm.
CUAAGCGACCGAAUAACAUUUAUUUUAACAUUACAGUUACAUUACGACACCUAUAAUCAUAAUAAUGACUUUAUAAUUCUCAGAUGUGUUCAGAUGUCAUUUCCGCUUGGUUGUCGGGUGACAGAAUCAUAAUAAAUACAUUACACAUGCCCUGCCCCCUAAUAAAUAAAUGAAAUUAAUUGUAUACAUUUCUACUUCUAAUAACUAGUAGUAGUACUAGUCUAGUAGUUAUGUAGUAGUUAGUAGUUCUACGUUUGUAGACACUACACUACUAGACUACUAGUACUAGAAAUACUACUAGAUCUACUAAGAGUGAGACUAAGAACUAGUAGAUCUAGAAAUCUAGUUAAAGUGACUGCUUGACUAAAUCAUGGGAAAGUUGAAAACCUUUGAGAUAUCCUUUGGUAAUGGAAGCGGUGUGUACUAUCCUGGGAAUGCAGUGGAUGGUCAUGUUACUGUAGAACUUACAGAACCAAUGAAAAUGAAAGGGAUACGAUUACAAUUUGAUGGAUCAGCCUUCGUUAAAUGGGCUAAUGAAACACUUGUACCUAGAUUUUUCACUUCGACUGAAAACUAUUUUCACCAGGAAAGUCUCGUUUUCGGCCCAAAUGAAGGCAGUGAAACAAAGGAACUACCAUCAGGCAGACACACCUUCCCUUUUCAGUUCAUCCUACCACUUGGACUCCCAUCAUCAUUUGAAGCAAUAUAUGACGCAGGGACUUCUUAUGUUAGAUACUCUGUGUCCUGUAACAUUGACGAUCUCGACAAUGGGAUCAUGAGACCAUUUACAGUCAUUUCUCUUUUGGAUUUGAACCAGCAUCCUGAGAGCAUGGCAAUAAAUUAUAUCUUUCUUACACUAUAUAUUCUUGUACCAUUUCUAUGGGAAAGUUUACAAGCUACCGAUCAGAUGCGUUUUACCAGCCUGUGCUGUAAAUCUGGACCUAUCCAAGCCACCUUUAAAAUUGAAAGACAAGGCUUUGUGCCAGGGGAGGCAAUUAAACUGUUUGCUGAAAUAAACAAUGGCUCUAAUGAAACUAUGGACGCAUAUGUGGACUUAUAUAUGAUAAGAACCUAUCAUGCCCAAGGAAGGUCCAGAAAUAAUGGGAUAAUAGCAGCUAGGGUGACAUGUCCACCCAUAGAAAAAUUUAGUGAGGACACUAGGACCGCGGAGCUAGUCAUCCCAGCACUGCCUCCUUCUUUUUUAACUGGUUGUAAUAUCAUUGACAUUCGCUAUUUGCUUCAGCUGACUGUUCGUCCAUUAGGACUUGGUCUAGGCCCACAUGUCCCCUUAGGAAUCAUUAUAGGCAACAUUCCCCAUGUGUCAGCAGCCCAGAUGUACCCACCUAAAUCACCCCCACCCCAGACAAUGGACAGGGUGCAUGCCUGGGGAACUGUCUCUUCACCCCCAAGCACUGAGCUACCACCAAGUGGUAUUCCUAACUUACCCCCAAUUUCAUAUGUUAGAUUUUGCCGCUACAAGGUUCCAGAAGAAGGAGAUGAUGAACACACAGCAUUAUACAUGCCAGUCUAUCCCUACUACAAUUUUGGACACACACCAGUAAAGGUGCAAAAUUUUAGAUUUUAGACUAUAAAAAUGUGUCACUUUUGGUUUCAUCUCUUUCCUGUUUUUAAUGUUGGUCUUUUUUUUUUUUAAAUUUUAAUCAAUAUAGUUUUAAACUAUUUUUAUAAAUUUAUAAUAUGAUAUUCUCUGUUGAGCAUCCCCUAACAUUCAUUAUUAGACAAAUUAUGUAUAAAACUGAAAAUACUUUAAAUAUUUGAAGUAUCAUUUAAAAUCUUAAUCUUAUAGACAAUGAUUUUUAUACUGUAAUACAGCUAGCAUACUACAAAUAAUGAAACAACGUAUAUACCCCUACUAUCAGCACCCUGUUUUCCAGUGAUAUAAAGGGGGUAGGCAACAGUAAAAAAAAAAAAACUCUUUUAAUACAAUUUUUUUUCUACAGCUUUUUAAAGUUACAUUUGAAUAUGCAUUUCUACUAAAAAAAAUUGGUAAAAACAUUAAAUUUAAGACCCCUAAAUUCUCCAAAAUUUAGUGUUUUUACCGGUUCCAAAAUUUGAAAAUUUAUUAGAAAUUAUUUUGAAGAUCUGCCCUUAAAUUUUUAAGCUGAGUACCCCAAAAUAUGGUAGAAGAUUAUGAAUUCUUUGUUUAUUGGGCAUAAAAUGUAAUAUUUCAUGAAUUUUGGAAAUACUACAAAGAGGUUAUUUUUUUCAAUAUGGCCGCCGUUGUCAUAGUUACUAAAAAAAUUAUCAAUUUUUUUUUUUAGU